CAUGUCUUGAAACUGAAUUCAAUCCAAUUUGUUCAUCAGAUGUCACUUUAUCUCAAUAUCCGACUUUUUAGCAGUUUAGUCAGAUAUAUAAUCCGUAUCCGGUCCAUACCCCGACCACGCAAACCUAGCCAAAAGUGGUGAUCUAAAUCUGCGAGCUUGGGGAGUACGGAAGAAAACUCAGAAAGCCGUCAUGGCAAUUCCCUUCUCUCUCGCGGCAUCUGUUCUCCUUCUGAUACUUUCAUUAUCGCCAUCAUCUUCAUCUUCAUCCUCAAUGCUUGCUCAAGGCAGCGCGACAAGUCGGCGUCAGCUUCGGACUUUUAAGGAGCUGAGAGGAAACACCACCUUUGAGUGCUUUCCGUCUGGUCCUUGUGUUGCCUGUCACUAUUCCGAGAAGGACUUACAAACUGGGAAGAUGAUUGGCGGUGGCCAUGAACACGAGGGGCUUUAUUUCCUUUCUGUCCCUGUAGAUGUUGCUGCAUCCUCUUUCACAUCGAAGCCUUCUCCUUUGCAGUGGCAUCUCAGACUGGGUCAUCCAUCCGUGUCCAAGUUUCGUCGCAUCUUUUCAGAUAUUUCUGCAUCAAAGUCUUUCUUAUGUGAUGCAUGCCAUUUAGGCAAGCAUACACGUAGUAGUUUCCCUUCGAGUCAGAGUCCAUCGAGUCAAAGUCCGUUUGAUCUUUUUUAUGUUGAUGUUUGGUUCCAAGUAAAGUUUUCUUUCGUUCACGCUUCUGAUAUUACUUUGUUCUGGUUGAUGAUUUCACUAGAGUCAAUUGGGUAUUUUUGUUACGGGACAGGUCUAAAGUCAUUUGUAUCCUUCAAAAAUUUGUCAAUGAUAUAAAAACUCAGUUUGGUGUUACUGUAAAAAAUAUUCUUACUGAUAAUGCUCUUGAAUUUAAAUCUUCAGUUCUACUUCAAUUUUAUGCCAAUCAUGGGAUUCGACCAUAAUAUACAUGUCCCCACACAUCCCAACAAAAUGGUGUUGCUGAACGCAAACAUCGACAGCUUCUAAAUGUGGUCCGCACCCUCAUGUUGCAUACUCAUAUGCCUGCCUACUUUUGGGGUGAUGCCAUUCUUACCGCUUGCUACCUCACCAAUAGAUUGCCCUCGUUUGCCAUUCAAGAACGCAUCCCCAUUCAAAUACUAUAUCCGGAUCGACCAUUAUUUCAUAUACCUCCCAAAGUAUUUGGAUGCACUUGCUUUGCACAUAUCUUGAGCCCAAACAAAAACAAACUUGCUGCCCAAGCUGUCAAAUGUGUGUUCAUUGGAUAUUCUGCCAAUCAAAAAGGCUAUCGUUGCUUUGAUCCCCAUAACAAGAAAGAGAUUGUCAGUGCGGACGUUACAUUCUUUGAGUUUCGUCCUUAUUUUUUCGCUCCAAGUACCACUGUGUCUGAGCUUCCCGUGUCUGUUCCUCUUCCUAUUCCCUCGGUAUCACUUGAGUCUAUCCCGUCCUCUUAGCCACUGUUAGGUGAUCGUUUUCUUGAUCCUCCACUAGUCUAUACUCAGCGUCAAGGUCCCUCUUCAAACCGCCCACCAGAAUCUUCUCAUGAGGUAAGUUCUUAUGAUAAGACUAACUCAGGAAGGAAUGAUGACUAUUCUGUAGAUGAUCUACCUAUUGCUAUUCACAAGGGCCAACGACAGUGCACAAGGCAUCCGAUUUCUAACUCGGUUUCUAUGGACCAUUUGAGCACAAUUUUGGUGCAGUUUGAUCGAGCUAUGGCUAGUCACACUAUUCUAAUCUCUCACCACCAAGCAUUAUUAGAUUCACGAUGGAAGCAUGCUAUGUAGGAGGAAAUGGAUGCUCUUCUUUCUAGGGAGACUUGGGACUUGGU
Molecule: messenger RNA, 1826 nt
Organism: Nymphaea colorata (pocket water lily)
Lineage: Eukaryota; Viridiplantae; Streptophyta; Magnoliopsida; Nymphaeales; Nymphaeaceae
Exons: 3
Coding region: 191-835 (214 amino acids)
Source: RefSeq, a predicted model, not a curated record